This is a messenger RNA of Apis dorsata (giant honeybee), 1047 nucleotides long. Its product is annotated as CD109 antigen-like. Bases 275 to 1012 code for a protein of 245 amino acids. The record is from RefSeq and is a predicted model, not a curated record. The transcript has 5 exons. Lineage: Eukaryota; Metazoa; Arthropoda; Insecta; Hymenoptera; Apidae. Gene Ontology annotation, molecular function: endopeptidase inhibitor activity.
AGCUUGUUUUAUAACGGUAAAAACGUAAUAGACAUAUAUAGCUGAAGUUUAGCAGUCAGAAGGAAGGGAAACUUGUGCUUGCCUACUUGUUUUCUUGGGACCAUGAUUGGUAAUUCUUGUUAGUAUUCAUCUAACUGUUGCAUUGAAAACAUUGAUGCUUUAAGGUCUUCUAUAUUUUAUUCUCUACUUUCUUUGAAAAAGAACCAGUGCUACUAGCGCUGGUAACAGCGUGACAUCCUUGAAAUCGACAAUCCUUUGACGUGAUUCUAUAAAAAUGUUUUGGCAGUGGUUCCAUAUUUUUUUUUUAUCCUGCAUAAUAUUAAAUGUUACUGCAGAAUCAUAUUACAGCAUAAUAGCUCCAAAGGUAAUACGAGCUGAUUCUGAAUAUCAUGUAGCUGUAAGUACUACUGGUGUAUCAACACCAUCAACAAUAUAUAUUGAACUGAAUGGAUUACUUGAUAAUGGAGAAAUAUUCAAUGUAUCUCAAGUUAUACGUGUACAACCAUAUAUGACAAGAAUUUUACAAUUUGAGAUUGGUGAUAUUAUUCCUGGCAAAUAUCAAUUAAUUGCACGUGGUUUGUCAGGAAUAGAAUUUUCAAAUUCUAAAUCAAUAGAUUAUGUUCUCAAAAGUUAUUCAGUUUUUAUUCAAACUGAUAGAGCAAUUUAUAAACCAGGAAAUAAAGUUAUGUUUCGCUGUAUUUUAUUGAAUUCUAGACUUAGACCUACACUUGAAAGAUUAGUAGAUAUUUAUAUUACAGAUGGAAAAGGAAAUAGAAUUAAACAGUGGAUUCGCCCACCUGUAACUCAUGGAAUUUUCAAUGGAGAAAUUGAACUAUCUGAAUUUCCAGUUUUAGGUACUUGGAAAAUUACAGCUAAUGUUGGAGAUCAAACAUUUGAAAAAGAUUUUGAAGUUGCUGAAUAUGUAUUACCUAAUUUUGAAGUAACAAUUGAUGCUUCUAAACAUUUUACAUUUAAAGAAUCAAAAAUUACUGCAACAAUUUAUGCCAAGUAAGUGGAUUCUAAUAAAUAAAUAAUUUAUAAUUUAAU